Molecule: messenger RNA, 1567 nt
Organism: Mauremys mutica (yellowpond turtle)
Lineage: Eukaryota; Metazoa; Chordata; Testudines; Geoemydidae
Exons: 11
Coding region: 982-1536 (184 amino acids)
Cellular component (GO): cytoplasm
Source: RefSeq, a predicted model, not a curated record
AGACUCGCCCGAGCGCUUGGGCUGUGUGCUAGGCAACACUUAGGUGAGAUUUUUGACAUCCUGGAGCACUGGGAGGAGUUCGUCAGCAGGGUGAAGUUCCAGCCUUCUGCCGGUGGCUCUCUGGAGGAGCCAGCUUCCAUCAAGCAGCUGAGAAGCCUCCUGCUCCUGCUCCUCACCUAUGGGCACGUGGUCCACUCAGGCCCCACGGAUCUCAUCCUAGGGAGCACAGACUGCAAGAUCCUGUCUCCCAUGUGACAACACUAUUUUCUGAGCCCACGCGCUCUGGGAUCUGUCUCUACCGCCUACAUCAAUGCAGUCUGCAGCUGGCCCAGCUUGGGGAGUAAUGACCUCAUCCUGUCAAACAGGGAAGAGCUGGCUCUCAGUGAUGCUUAGAUGGAAAACCACACACUCCUCACGGAGGAAAAGCAUCCCCAAAGUACAUGUAUAAGGAUCCUGGACUCUAUUGCCCGCAAGAAGCUUCAGCCACCUUCACAGCAGGGCAUUGUGCAGCUCCCUUUCCAACCUCACUUGGUGCGGGAGAGCGAGGAAGAGGGCCAGGGACAGACCAACGCUGAGCAUCUGCCACGCAGCACUGCGCCAUCUAGAGCUAUUCCAGGAUGGAGAGGCUCUGUCAGAUGCCGGGGAAGAAGGCUGCAGACGUGGCUCCAGAGCCAGUGGGAAGCAGCUGCUGGCUUCCCCAGGAGGAGAGCCACCCCUCUGUCCCCGCUGGCGGGGAAGCAGCUUGUGGUCAGGCCAAGCGGUGCAAGUACCUGGCGUUCUGGAGGAGGAAGACACCUUCUGGGCCAAUAUGGAGUUGACCCAGGGCACGGCGGGAGCCGGGCAAGGCGGCUCUGGGGCUUCAACUUCAGGAAGCAGAGGAGCUAGAAGCACAGCGCCAGGACCCAGCACUUGCAGCUGUGGAUCUGCUCUCCCCGGGCCCAGGAGAGGAGCCGAGCUGUGAGAGCCAGCACCCAGAUCUUCAUGUUUUAUCGCCUCAGAGCCAUCACCGAGGACCUGAAACCCAUGGCAAAGCAGGGCUACAUGGCCGGGCUGCUGACAAGCCACAGGACUUCGAUGUUCAGGAGGCCACCAGAUACUGGGCAUCUCAGGCUCUCUACUGGCUCUUCACGCCUUGCAAAGGUGCAGGAUCUGCACAUGGCUUUUUCCUCCACACUGAGCCCACCCCGGGGGAGACGGCUGAGUGACGGGAAAAGAGACAUCCUGCACCUGCUGGCCAGACAGCACACCAAGGCUGCAGUCAGCAUCCUCCUGCAGAUGCCCUGGCCUUACGAGCGCCAGGCCAAGGCCAUCUGGAGAUUCCUAGGUGCAGACCCCACGCUGGCCAGGGAGGUACUGCACAUCCUGCUGUGUGUCAGCCCGGAGAAGGGCCAGACUAACGCUAGACAGAGCCAGGACAGGAGCUACCCCCAGCCAGCCCAGUUGCCCCCAGCGGGCCAUGGUGAUCCACCCAAAGCAGGCCCUGAAGAGCAUCCCGUGGCUCCACCUUCCCGGCCUCCAGGCCAACCAGGAGGGUGAACGCAUGGCCUGCACUGUCCUGUUGGCAGAG